Molecule: messenger RNA, 3003 nt
Organism: Hydractinia symbiolongicarpus
Lineage: Eukaryota; Metazoa; Cnidaria; Hydrozoa; Anthoathecata; Hydractiniidae
Exons: 2
Coding region: 792-1571 (259 amino acids)
Source: RefSeq, a predicted model, not a curated record
GUAGUUGCGUUGACAAAAAAAUUGCUGACCUAAUUUUGUUUUGAAAUUUUUAAAUAACAAUAAUUUUGAUUUUGUUUGAACUACUCCCACUCAUUGCAACUACAAACUAAUUACAUUCGAUUUUUAGUAACUUAAGCCAUUAUCACUAACUAAAAUCAAUCAGGCUACAGAAAUACUGUGGUAAAAUUGUAUAUCAUAUUAAAAAGAAGUCCAGAAGUUCUUUCUCGCACACGACACAGCAGGCAAUAGGUCAUCCCUGCCCUCGGUUUUGUUUGGAGAGAUGUUCUGUGAAGCCUCUAACAAUUGAGUCUCCUAUACAAUUUUGCUUCAUGUUAACGCGUGACAACGACAAGCAUAGUGAAGCAUAUGUUGAAAUUUUCACUGCUCAUGUUAUGAAUUUAUAAGUAAAGCAUGCGUUGAAAUCUUUCUGCUCUUGUUAGGUAUUAUUAAGUGAGGCACAGAAACAUUUUUAUUUUAUUACUGGUGUUAUGUUUUAGGUGAGGCAUACAAAAAAAAUUAAAAUAUUUCUCUGAUCCACUCAGGGUGACAAAUGUGAAGCAAAAUUAAUGGCACUAAUGGGCUUUUGUAAUUUUCGAAGCAUUUCACCAGCGACUUCUGCGAUAUACAACCUAAUGAUGCCCUUACCCUAAUGAGUUUAUGUCUUGAAACAUAAAAAGGCAGUGAACUAUUAACCUAUCGAAAGGUAGGAAGACUAAUCAUAUUUAGGCAAUCUAAAAAAGAAAGAAGUGUGAAAGAAGUGUAAAAAGCAUCAAGAAGUGUAAAACAGCAUUAUGAUUAUCAGGUUCAUAAUUGGUACAAUGUUAUUUUGUUCUUAUAUUUUUGCUUACAAAAGCAGACCUCCAGAAACAUGCUCAGAUUUGUGGAAUUACGUGCAAAAUAUUACCCAAGAAUUUCCUUUUCCUAAAAAAGAAAUGCAUGUUGAUAUCCAUAAUUGCACAUCUUUUUCAAUUCAAACUGCCGGUACAUUCAAAGUUAUAACAAACUUUCGAAUUAGACCAACGAUACAACUGAUGUUGGAGAUAUCUUCACAAUUGCUGGUUAAGCCAAACAUUACAUUAAGUGACAAAAUACAUCUUGAUUCUCCUAUUAUAAAGAUUAUUCAUUUGGGAGAAAAUAAUUUUACUUUGCAUGGUGUUGUCUCAGGACAAAAUAUUACUGUAAAGGUGUUUGUUGAUUUGAGGUUAUAUGGAAAGGUACUGUAUAUUUUAAACAGAAUUUCCUUUUAUAAAUCUAUGAAAGAUGGAAGAAAAGAGAGCAGCCUAUACGUCAACCAUGGAAUAUAUAACCUUUCCUAUCUGCAUUCAACAGAAACCCUCAGACCACAAUCAACAAUAAAAAGUGUUUUAUCAGCUGGUGCUAAAGCUGGUCUCAUUGCUUCUGGACUUCUAUUAUUGAUUGUCGGUGUUGCUUUUAUUAUUUACUGGAGAAAAUCAAACCGAAUGUCACAACAGGCUGCUUUUUAUAAUGAUAUUGUGAUGAACAGUGAGUUUGAUGAAGAAAUUGUUGAGGACGAUUGUCCUCUUGUAAAUGACCACUUAGUUAUUGGAUAAAAAGAUGAUUAGUUAAGUGCUUUUAAUGAUAUUGAGUAAUUUCAUUUGUUAGGUGCUGCUGUGUAGUGUGCAAAUCUUCAAGAUAACACAUUGUAUAGCAUGCCAAGAAACUGUUACAUGGUGGCAAAAUGGGCUGUUGUGAAAGCUGAAAAAAUAGGUUUUUUAGACAAACAAUUGAAAAAUUUGAACAGAAAACACUGUAGUUUUUUCAGGCUGAUAAAGCUGCUAAAAUAUUCUUUUUAUUAUCAAUUUUUUGAUCCAAAAUCCUUUUUAUAAUCUAAUAAUUUUUAGCUAAAAAGUAGUUUCUAUGUUAAUUGUUUAAAUAAUAAAAGUCAUACAAUAAUAAAAUUACCUAACAGACUAUUGGUCAUUUUUAUAAAAAACUUUGUUGAAUAUAAAUAUUUUCUAUUAUAUGUGUCUAUUGUGUGUUUAAAAAGAAAAGUGUUAGUUUCAGUAUCAUUUUUUCAUUUUUGUAUAUAUAUAUUUUGUAUAUUUUGUAAAUUACUUAUUUAUAUAAACAUCCCGAUAAUGUUUAUGAUGUUAACCAAUGGAGUAUAGUAUAUUAACCUUAUGCAAGUAUACCGUAAAAGCUUAAAAAAACCGUUUCAAAUGAAGUUCCACGAAUAUUUAAAAUUUUUUUUGUUGAAUUGUAGAAAUUUUAACUGUAUAUAAAAAUACACGAUUAAAUUUAGUUAAUUAGUUAUUGUACUCGCAGAGGUAGUCCAUCAGCAAAAAACUUUUGAAUCUAAAAUAAAGAAUCCUAUUGUAAUCUUUCAAACAAAUGGCUCCUUCCCAACUCCAAUACCCCUAUUUUAGUGAUUUCUUAAGUACGUUCCUCUAAUAUGCACCUCAAAAAACACACUCCCUUGUCUGUGUUUAUUCAAAACAUAUAUAAUGCAAAUUUUGAGUUUCAUUGGUAAGAGUUUUCCAAAAACAAUAAUGGAAGAAAAUAUAUAGUUGAUUCUGCACCAGCGUCAAAAUAAUCUGAUAAAAUAUAUAUAUUCAAUUGGCCAUUACAAAAAAAUACGAAACCAUCCCCCUUUUUUAAACUAAUAGACAGGUCUUAAGAAUACGAAAUUAAAUAAAUAAACAAAUAAAUAAAUAAACAAAAUAAAUAAACAAAUAAAAGACUCCUGGUGUUUAAAGCAUUAUGGUAAAAAUUGAUUUCGAAGUGACAGAUUCUACCUCUGAAAUUGAUAUCAUGAUAUACUGAAAUAUAGAAGUCACAAAUUUUGUUUAUGUUUUUUCUAAUUGCUUUUUUUAUGGUAUAGUGUAUCAUUGUUGCUAAUUUUUUAUUACUUAUUUUUGUUUUUAAAGGAAUUUAAACUGUAUAGAAAUAUAAGGAAAUGUUUAAUUGGGACAUGUAUUUCAACAGGAUAAAGGAGGUGUUGUACAAUAUACAAUGUUUUUAAUAAAACAUUUUUCAGAUGCA